AUUCACUAUAUCUGGUCUCCCACAGUACACAGAACAUGAAAAUGCAAUUAUUUUAGUAAAUAUAAACUGCGAAAUACCUUUUCUCAUCAGCAUCCAGCCAAGCAAAUGUUAAAGCUUGUAGGAGGAGUUUUCAUUCUACUAUAGGAGGAUGCAGAACCCCUGACCUCUGUCUGGACAAUGCUGAGCUGAUUGACCCUGUGCUGAUCACAUGCAUUCUCCCAAGAAAAAAAAAAAAAAACAUCUCUAGCAAUACACAACAAACUGAGCAUGUGCAGAGUGUCUCCACAGGAUAGGUCUUAUCAGGAGAUAAGAGGGGGACAAUGGAAGAAGGGGAGGAUCAGAGAAGACCAGAUCAAACGGCGUUUUUACUCAAUGCAGAGGAUUAACCCCUUAGGUUCCACAAUGAGUAUAACAAGCAUGCUUUACUGCAUCUACAGACUGAUUUUACUGUUGUGGGUUUAG
This is a messenger RNA of Staurois parvus, 462 nucleotides long. NCBI's taxonomy places the organism in Eukaryota, Metazoa, Chordata, Amphibia, Anura, Ranidae. The record is from the annotation of a GenBank genome assembly.